Messenger RNA from Chiloscyllium plagiosum (whitespotted bambooshark), 5165 nucleotides. The record is from RefSeq and is a predicted model, not a curated record. Lineage: Eukaryota; Metazoa; Chordata; Chondrichthyes; Orectolobiformes; Hemiscylliidae.
AUUGAAUCCAUUCUGUUGAAGACUUUGAAGUUUGGUGAGUAAUCCGCACUGAUGAAUGGGACCGUGAAUCUCAAGGUUUACAGUGAAGUACAAAUCUUUGAAAUUUUUGAAUCUUUGAAGCUGAAAUAAGUUCAAAAUAUUUUAACCACGACUGGUUAGAAUCAUGAAGAAAUUUAAGAGGCUCUUCGCAAGAAAAGCAAGCCUAAUAAUGUUAACAUAUGAACUCACUUGAAAGUUAGCCCACCAUCCAUCUUGAGGUUGUCAUCAAGCGAAAAGUAACUAUUAUAAUUGCUAUUCUUAUUGUACUGCAAUUGGCAUUUCCUUAUACUGAAACCCAUGCUUAAGUCUGAAUAAACUUCAGUACAUGCUUAUCCAAAGGCUAGUACAUUUACUUUUCUUUGCAAAAGAUAUAUAAGAGCAGGGGUAGGAAAUUCAGCCUCCUCGAGCCUGCUGCACCAUUCUAUAUGAUCAUGGCUGAUGUCAUCUUGGCCUCAACUCCAAUUUCCUGCCUAAUCUCUUCAACCCAUCACUGAUUACAAAUCUGUGUAUCUCCUCCUUAAGUUUACUCAAUGUCCCGUCAUCCACCACAUUCUGGCAUUGUGAAUUCCACAGAUUCAUGAUCCUUUCAAAGACGUAAGUCCUCCUCAUCUCUGUUUUAAAUCUGCUUCCACUUAGUCUAAAUCUAUGACCUCUCAUUCUAGAAGUCUAAGUGUCCUUGUUUUGUUCUGGAUAAUAUUUAAUUGGAAUAUUGGUUCACAAGAUCUCGCAUCUAGUUUCCAAAGCUGAAACUUUGAGAAAAUUAUUGGUUGCUAAAUUGGUCUAUAAUGUUUUUCUCCUACUCUCUCCCUGCCUCUUUCUUUCUGUCUGAUGGUUGCUAGGCUAGGUUAACUCCUAUUAUGUAAUAACACGUGCCAGAUAAAAAAGAAGAGAUGAAUAAGAAUAAAUUAUCUUUAGUUCUAAUUUAAACUAUUCCUUAUGGUUUGAGUCCAAACAAAGGUUUGGGAGUCAGAAAAUAGUUUCUGAUUUUUCUCCUCUCCACUUCUAUUUUAUAAUUAAUUGUUUUUUGGGUUUUUUGAGACACUUCACGUUUUGCAAGGACAACCAUUAUUGAGGAUGUUGGCAACAAAGUUACCACCAGAAAAGAUCUGAAACCACAGAAAGCUGACCCUUCAGGAAAAAGUCCGAAACGAAGCACCACUAAGAAAUAUAAUCUCCUCACAGCAUGUUGUUCAGUACCUUCCCACAAUAUGACUUCAAACUCUGAAGAGCAUUUGGAUUCAACAGAUAACAUUAUGGAUAUUUUAGAAAUCAAUGGCCAUCUCUGGCAUUCAAUAACACUGCUACAAGAAAAAGACAUUAAAGAACUUAUUGAGCAACAAAGAUAUUUCAAAGCUGACCAGCAUCUCAUCAAGUUAGAAUAUGAGCGAUACACUAAUGAUGUGGCAAAUGACGAAAGCACCAAAAAGGAAGAGAAAGCCAUUAAUUCAUUGUACGAGUUGCUUAGUGCUGAAAUUUUCAAUGUGGUAAAAGAAUCAUUUAACAUUUCCAAAGAACACCCAAAUCUCUUGAAAAUGGCAGUCCAAGUGAAAAUCCAAGAAGAAAAAGCAGACCAAAUAUACCUGGAAGAAAAGGAAAAAUCUGGAAGUGUUCCUGAGUUCAGGCCGAGGCAAUGGGACGCUAAAUGGCUGAGCAUUUUACAGCACUCCGUGAACGAAAGGAUAAGUGAACCACUCAGUGGUUCUGAAGACAGUAAGACUGACUGGCUCACACAGUGUUUAGUGCAACUUCGUAGCCAACUCAAAGCAGAUUUUGACACCAUUGUGAACUGCAUUAAUCCAUGUUACCCUGAGGAAUACAAUAUAUGUGUGAAGUAUGCUGAAUGCUAUUGUAAAACAGUUUCUUCUCAUAUCUCAUUAUUAGCAGAGAGUGGACUGAAAGGAAAAGAAGUUUAUCCACUUCUCUAUUGGAUUAAUAAGUGCUAUCCAGACAUAAUGAUUGCUGUUAUACCAUCUGAAGAUACACGUCAGCAACUGUUGAACACAUUGCUCCCAGAAAAGAUAAUCAACCAUUUGAAAAAUGAAUACUUUUCUGUUUUACGGUCAGAUGCUAGAAUGUGUAUGAUUAAAAGCCUGCAUAUUGAAGAAGAGAACUGGAGAAGUGGAAAAGAGCCUUUGGUACUAAAUGAUUGUUACCACAGCGAAUUACCGAUUGAUAUAAUUCAGAUAAUUGAUGGAGCAGUUAAAGACGCCAGAACACUCACUUGUGAACUGGGUGAUCAAGCACUAAAUAUUAUGCUGGAGGAAACAAAUUACUUCUUGAAAAGUUUUCAGAUGUCAGCAGAGAAUUUUGAAAAAAGCCAUUUGAACCAUCCAAAUUUCAUUUCUGUUGUAAUCUCAAUAAUCAACAGCUGUGAAUCUAUCAGGAAUCACAACACAAAUGAGAAAAUCACAAACCUUGUGUUGAAAGAGAGCAUCCAUUCAGUUCUGAAUGAAAUGGAAAAGAAGAAAAAAGACAUUAUUUUAAAGACUUUAUUUUGUAAACUAAAGCCUCACUGUAAAAAGCUGGUGACAGAAAAAUGGCUUGAGUGUACAGAACCAAUAGAUGAAAUACUUGAAAUAACAGAGAAGCAUCUCACAAAAUUAAAGAAAUUGAAAGCACCACAUUAUCAGGAUCUAUUGAUGGAAAUCCAUCAGCAGCUUAUUACAGAAUAUAUCCUUCGAAUUAUGAAGAAAAAGUUGAGCUGUAAAACAGAAAAUCAGGAGAAACAAGUGGCAGACCAGAUACAGAAUGAAUCUCAACAUUUACAGAAACUAUUCAAUUUCUAUGGACCUGAAGACAAAGUUCUCGAAUCAGCCCUCCUUAAAAUAGCUGAAAUCAUCAGACUAAAAGAUGUUGAUGCAAUUAUCAUCGAAGUUGCUGCACUUUUUCGAGAUUUCCCAGAUAUUAGAAAGGGGCAUGUUAGAGCUAUCUUGUCCAUGAAAGUCAGCGUGAAAAGAUCAGAUGAAAAGAAGAUUCUGAAAAUUCUCAACACACCAAUGAAUGACUCCAAUUCUUCCAUAGAGAGGAAACUCUUUUCCAAUCCUACCUUAUUUAAGGCUCUCUAGAAAUCAUCGAGAAAGCAUCAAAAGAGUGAUUUAUUUUACUAAACAACAAACAGAUCAUUGUUGAAUAAUAACUUGUCACUUUGUUUAUACAAUGGAGUGUUUCCUACUGUGACACACUCACCAGCCUGUGGUUGCUGUCUAAAUAGAAAAAUAAGUACUUGCAUUUUAUGGAGCACUUGUCCUCAGCAUAUCUGAAAGAACUUUAUUUCUUUCGGGAUUUCUGACUACAUUGUUACAGAACAUUCCUGGCCUAAUAUGUGGUAAAAUGCAAAUUUACCUCUAACUUAUAUUUGUACAUUCGGAUUCAAACAGUGUAUUGCAGAUAUAUUGACACUCUACUGUUAGUUCAGAUCCUGCUGCUGCUUUGACAUCAUUAUUCAUCAAAGCAAGUGGCAGCAGUGGUGAGAGUCAUUAUCAAAUUAUGUUGACUGAUUCUGCUUUUGCAUAGUUGGAGGAGCAGUGGAUAAGAAAUAGUCUAUCUGACUAAUAAUAGACAGGAGUGACCGGCUGACAUUAAACAGAACAACAAACUGCUCCAUAACGAGGUCCUGAUCGGGUCUGAAAGCCACACUGCAAUGGUUCACAUUCAAGGCAAUUUUUGUACAGAAAGCAAAAUCAUUCUGAAAAUGUCAAGAAUAUAAUCCAUUCAAAGUUUUUUUCAAAUUUUUUUUUACAUUUUCAUAAGAUGUGUGUAUUGUUGGCAAGGCCAGUGUCUGUUGCCCAUCCCUAAUUGUCCUUGAACUGAGUGACUUGCCAUGCCAUUUCAGAGGGUAGUUGAUAGUUAAACAUCUUGCCAGGGGUCUGAAUUGACAUGUCGCUCAGACUUAGUAAGGACAGUAGGUUUUCUCCCCUGAAGGAUGGUAAACAAGAUGACUUUCUACAACCGUUUGAUUGAUUCAUGAUUUCUAUAAAAUCGAGUCUUUGUUGUUAGAUCAUAAAACCCCUACAGUGUGGAAGCAGGCCAUUUGGCCCAUUGAGUCCACACAGACCCUCUAAAGAAUUUUAAAAUAUUUUAUAUACAAACAAUUUUCACACUUGGAUUAUGAAGUUUGUUAUUAUUUUCCAGGCCAAUUGUCACAGAUCACUAGGUGUUGCAUCUUAGUAGGAGAGACACAAUUAUUGAGUUAAAAAUCACACAACACCAGGUUAUAGCCCAACAGCUUUAUUUGGAAGCACUAGCAGGUGGUUGUGAUGAAGGAGCAGCACUCUUCCAUAUAAGGUGCUUCCAUAUAAAUCUGUUGGACUAUAACCUGGUGUCGUGUGAUUUUUAAUUUUGUACACCCCAGUCCAACACUAGCAUCUCCAAAUCACAAUUAUUGAGUAUCUUGUGACAUAACAAUAAAACAGGGAUAGCUAUAAUUUUUUUUAAAACGUACUGUCUACUGAUUACAUUUGGUGCUAAUGAGCUUCUUUGAAAACAGUAAAUUAGAAAUAACUAAUGAUAGGACCAGAGAGUGAACUGUCAAUACUUCUGUAUCCUGUAUUGUAGCAUACAUUAAAUGGUUUAAUAACCACACUAAACAGAAGGAAGGGGAAAGCCAAAUGGAACAUCAUAAACAUUUGUUGAUGCUGUGAACAAUUAUUUUGGGCUACUCUGUUUAAGUUGUCAGUAUUUUAACAGCUGGUUAUCUGUGAGAGCAUUUAACAAUUUUUAUGUUAUAAUUCAUGUUACUUUUCUUCAACUGUCAUUUAGUUAAAGUAUAUAGAUACAGCUGCAUAAAUAUUUCUGCACAGAGUUCUACAGAAUUAAAAAUGUUUGUGUAGUUUCCAAAUAUACCUAAAACUAAAAUAUGCAAUGUAAUAGACUUAAAAUUUCCAAAGCAAAUAUAAUUGCUAUGUUAGAUGUUAACUCUAAUUGUGCAGGCUUGUGUUCUAGCAUUAUUUAUACAGUAUUAAAAAUCUUUACUUGUGUUUUUUUUCUAAUGCAUAUAUAAAAUAAUGUGCCUUUUAAACAAAUUUCUGUAAUAUUCUCUGUUGGAAGCACAUUGAAAGGCUUAACCACAUUGUUACUGGCUGUGUUCGAGUUCUUCAACAAUAAAACAAAAUGUAGUAGUUAUUCAA